GUAGAAGUCGUUGUCGUGUUCAACUGUCUGAGGAAUGUUGAGAGAGCAUCUAUUUUCAAAAGUCUGGAGAGAAGACUGGAUCUGAAGUCAAAGUUGAGGACGAGGGUGACUGCCCCGAGAAAGAUAUGAGAAAAAGGACGAGAUGGAGAUGGCUAUCGGUAGAUGAUGGCUAGAAGAUAGAAGCUGCGGACGGCAUAUUUUCCCAUCACGACGGCAUAUUUUCCCAUCACAAGAAAAUACAUUCUUUGAUGAAGAGGAACUUCAACUACAGAGCGUGGUCAGCAUUCAUUUGGUUGUAUAACUUCCCGUUCCCGCCCUAUGGCUGAAAAGCGAGAAUAACCACUGACCCUGUUAACAUGUCUUCUUUUCUUCUACCGCGUUGUAUUAUUACUGCUUCAUGAUCAUAACUACAUUCGAUCAUGUUCUACAACUACAAGAACAUCCACUUAAGUACCUGCUGUUGAUGUUAAUCCACGUUCAGCCAAAGCUUAGCAUUAUAGCUUAUCUGUAAUUGGCCAUCAUCAAGCUCAUGAUCAACAUGAUGACGGCCGCCGUGGACAAUUCUUGGCGUUUACAAUCGGAUUCCGUUCCGUGUGUGCAGUGCAAUAUUAAGGCAAGGGAUUUAUUCACGUAGGUGCCUUAUAGUAUACUAUAACACGAAUGACCUUAUUAUAGUUUGUUAUUAAGCUACACUUAUAGGCGGGCAGGGACGAUGGCAUUGGCAAUCGAGGAUUAAUACAGCUUUGGAAUUUUUACAGGCAUAAUAAUGUGUCGUAAGUCGUUCUAAUACUCACGUGGCCCCAGCAAUUGUGGUGGAGAAGGGUGGAGGAGAAGAAGAAGGAGCUCCAGAAGUGGACCGAGGAGGAGAAGAAGCAGGAGCUCCAGAAGAAGAAGGGCUUCCUCCGGAAGUAUUAUUUUUGCAAUUUCUCAACAGAGGGUACAAAUACGACGAUGGGUCUCGGUUUGUGCAACUCAAUGUUAAGGCGGGGGGGCAUGAUGAUAGAUUACUCGGGGUUAGUUACAACUCAAAUAACUCAUACUCAAAUUGUUCCAUGAUCACCAUCUCAAAGGCUUACAACAAUCACAACUACUUUAGAUAGAAGGAGAAUCUUACUUAGGUUGUACCUUGCAGCAUACUAGUACUACUACGUACUGGAAGUAAGUAGAUUCAAUUCAUGAUCUUUACGAUGUUCAAAACUGUACUAUCCUGUAUAGCCGAUGAUUUGGUUCUAUUUCUAAGACUAGCUGUCAGAAGCACUGUGACCGGCGUCAAGUGCGGGUGCCUCAUUUGGGAGAAUGGGGGAGAAGGCAUUUGAUCGGGAAGCAUUUGACCCGACGCUUCGGUGCAAAACGAUGGCGUAGUAUUCGAAGUUCUUGGAGGAGUCCGACGAUCUUUUUCAAAGACGGUGAUGGACGUGGUGCGGGAGGGGAGGUUGACGAAGAACAACAAGAUGGAGUGGACGGUAAUGUUGUAGCAUUUGAAAAAGAACAAAAAAUUAAUAGACAGGAGGGGAAGAAACGUACUAAAGAUCAUCAUGAGGAGAAACGGCAUCCGAAGACCGAGCAUGUUGAUGACUCCGAUCUAAGCAGGUGGCGUAGUCUCGCUCUCGUCAAUGAUCAAGGCAACAAGAAUAACUAUCCUUUCAACAGUACUAGUCGUGUAAUUCUUCAUCCACCUGGAGGUUCAACUUUGAUCAUGAACACCAAGAGAAAAAUUGGCUACAACAAGAAUGGUUCCUUCUCGACAAUGACACCGGCAAGUAGUCGCGAACACAGCAGUCGCGAAAGCAUUUGCUCAACCAGUGAAACGACUCCCGUGAAAGUGAAGUCACGACACCCAUCUGCAGACAAGCAUGCUGAAGAUGCCCAGUCUUCGCUGCUGGCGGAAAAAUUCUACGGUUUGUAUGCGAAGUAUUGGUAUGCUCGAAACGGGGAGCUGCAUUCUAGGGAAGACUUCGUGCAGAAAUUUUGCGAGAACGGAAUUCUUGGGACGUUGAGUGCUCCGGACACAAACAUGAUGAACAAAAAGAAUUAUAGCCAACAAGCGCGUGAUGGAUGUGGAAGCAAGGUAGACGGCGAGCAGGGAUCUUUCUGUUCUUUCGUCGGUAGAGUCUUUCUGGAGAUACGACAAGACGCGGACGUGGCACUAGAAGAGGGAAGGGGACAUCAAGGAGGAUCAGUAGAUGAAGAAAGGAAACAUCACAGUCAUCAAUCUGGACACCAACAAGGAGGAGAUGACAGCAAUCAAAGGGAUCUUCCUCACGACCACAGGCAAGAACAAAGUGGAGGACAGCUUCUGAGUGUAGUUGUCUGUGAUUUCUUAGGUGCACGCGACGUGCAUGUAGCCUAUUUCUGGUACGACCCUGCCCUGUUUGCACCCUCAGGCAAAUACAAGACUGGAGGGGCUCUGGAUACGACGAUGUCGUCACAAAAAAAAAUAGGAGUCGAAGCAAAUACUAACUUUCCUAUUCCCAUCGUUGCUGAAAGUCUUGGCAGUGGUGUCAACGGUAUGGGAAUGCCUUCGUUUCCACGGCAAAUCAGUAGCGCUUCCAGUUGUGAGGAUAGAGGGCCGCCUGAUGUCGAAGAUCCUGCUGCAGCUCCUGAAGGCCAAGACGCUACUACUGAAAGGACAUCUCCAACAAGUAGAAGCCGUGUGCAAGAUAAAAUAGGAGUGAGCGCGUCUGCAGGUGGAACUGAUGGAAUAGCUGCACACUCAGAAAUUAGUGCAGCACCUUCCAGCACGUCAACAAAUUCAGCCACCACCUCCAUCAACUCUUCCUCCUUAGACGUUCGGUCUAUAACUGAUAUUGUCUACUACAAGACGUUUGAAGCUUGUCUUGGGCUCGGAAUUGAUACCGUCUACAUGGGACCCGUUGACACAAUGAAUGCCCGAUUCAGUCACUCCUAUAAGUUUACACGUCUACAGCACACUGGGGAAAUUUUGUGUCCUAUCAAAGGUAGUACCGGAGGAGAUGCUUCUACUCCUGGUGAUGUUUCUGCAUCACAACCUAGAAAGAGUCCAGAGUAUAUUGAUACCAAACAGAGUAACGACAUAGCAGAUACUAAGGACGUGGAAGGUCGAGGCCUACAUAGUAAGAAAGGUGGGUCUACAACUACCGCGGCUUCGAGUAGAAAUGAACCUAUCUCGUUUCUUGAACAUGCACAGCAAAAAUGGAAGUGGCUUCCUAUAACAACAUGUACAGAAAAAGACCCCGAAACAGGUCGAGUUAUUUGGAAAUGCUAA
Amoebophrya sp. A25 is the source of this 3244-nucleotide messenger RNA. The record is from the annotation of a GenBank genome assembly. Lineage: Eukaryota; Dinophyceae; Syndiniales; Amoebophryaceae.